Molecule: messenger RNA, 2031 nt
Organism: Diplodia corticola
Lineage: Eukaryota; Fungi; Ascomycota; Dothideomycetes; Botryosphaeriales; Botryosphaeriaceae
Product: cell wall glucanase
Exons: 2
Coding region: 1-2031 (676 amino acids)
Biological process (GO): cell wall organization
Cellular component (GO): extracellular region; fungal-type cell wall; cell surface
Molecular function (GO): 1,3-beta-glucanosyltransferase activity; glucan endo-1,3-beta-D-glucosidase activity
Source: RefSeq, a predicted model, not a curated record
AUGAAGUCUGCUCUUAUUGCCGUGGCCGCCACGGCCCUGCUCGGCAACGCUGCUGCUGCUGGUGUCCACGACCGCCACCAGGCCUUCCACAACCGCCGCAGCCCCCUCGAGGUCCGCAACGAUGAUGGCGAGGUCUGCGGUUGCACCACCUACGUGACCACCGUCACCGGCCCCGCGACCAUCGUCCCCACCCCCGAGUACUCUGCUCCCGUUGCUCCCUCGAGCCCGGCUGCCGGUGUUCCCUCGGCCCCGGCCGGCUCCUCGCCCUCGGCCCCUGCCUACGGCGUUCCGUCCGCUCCCGCUGGCACUCCCUCGGCCCCGGCUGGCUCCCCUUCGAGCCCUGCUGCCGGCGUUCCCUCGAGCCCGGCUGCUGGCGUUCCCUCCAGCCCGGCUGCCGGUGUCCCCAGCAGCUCCAACGUCGCGGGCGUCCCUGGCUCCACCCCGGCUCCCAGCACCACCCCCGCCGUGCCCAGCCAGCCUGCUACGCCUGAGGCUCCGGCUCCCACGCCGGUCGUCUCUACGUACGCCACCCCGGGCACGUACACCAUCCCGGCCACCACCAUCACCGUCCACGACACCACCACUGUCUGCGGUGCUUCCACCACCAGCCUGACCCCUGGUGUCAACACCUACGGUGGUGUGACCACCUCGGUCGUGACCGCGACCACCAUCACCUGCCCGUACGCCACCGUCGAGACGGCCGAGUCCACGACCACCAGCGUCAUCAAGACCACCACCUACACUUGCCCGGCUGGCGGCGAGUACACGAUUGUUCCUCCCUACACCACCAGCGUUCCGGAGGGCACCGUCACCCACUUCCCCACUCCCGCCACCUACACUCCUGGCACCUACACGGCCCCUGAGCAGACCGUGACCAUCACCAAGACCAACGAUGUCUACGUCUGCCCCGCUGCCACUCCUCUCGGUGGCACCCCCAGCGGCAGCUCCCCUGCCACCGCUGUCCCCACCAGCAGCGUCGACGGCGUUGUCGGCAGCCCGUCCAGCACCCCCGCCCCUGUCAGCACCCCCGCUGUUUCUGUCGGCACCCCCCUGGCUUCCACCCCGGCUGCUUCCACCCCCUCUUCUGCUGCCUCGUCCACCCCCUCCAAGGGUGCCGGUGGCUUCACCCACAACGGCAACCAGUGGGCCAUGACCUACACCCCCUACAGCGCUGACGGCCAGUGCCGUGAGGCUAGCGGCGUCAUGGAGGACCUGAAGGACAUCAAGAGCAAGGGUUUCACCACCGUCCGUCUCUACGCCACCGACUGCGAUGGCCUCCAGACCGUUGGUGAUGCUUGCAAGGAGCUUGGUCUGCGCAUGAUCAUUGGUAUCUACGUCAAGGAGACUGGCCUCAGCGGUUCCGACAUCACUGAGCAGGUCACCGACAUCAUCCAGUGGGGCCAGGGUGGCAUGUGGGAGCUUGUUGACCUUGUCGUCGUUGGUAACGAGGCCGUCUUCAACGGCUUCUGCACUGCUUCUGAGCUCGCCAGCUUCAUCACCAGCUUCAAGUCCAAGAUCACCGCCGCCGGCCUGUCCCUCACCAAGAUCACCACCACCGAGACGCUCAACAUCCUCCAGGGCACCGAGUUCUCUGCGCUCUGCGAUGCCAUCGACGUCAUUGGUGUCAACGUGCAGCCCUACUUCAACUCGGAGUGCACUGCCGACAAGGCCGGUGACUUCGUCGUCUCCCAGCUCGAGCUCGCCAAGAAGGCUUGCCCCAACGUCUCCGACGUCCUGAACCUCGAGUCCGGCUGGCCCCACCAGGGCAGCGCCAACGGUGCCGCUUCCGCCUCUGGCGACGAGCAGGCCACGGCCAUCAAGUCCAUCAUCGAGAAGGCCGGUACCAACUCGGUCAUCUUCUCGUACGGUGACGACUCGUGGAAGAGCAGCGGCGAGUUCGGUGUCGAGCAGUACUUCGGUUGCGCCAGCCAGUUCGAGCUCGUCUCCGGCACCCUCAAGAUCGGCGGUCUGUCCCUGUCGCUCGACAUCGGCUCGGACGGCAUUGACCUCGACCUCGACCUCAACCUCUAA